Messenger RNA from Girardinichthys multiradiatus, 6714 nucleotides. RefSeq names its product ATP-binding cassette, sub-family A (ABC1), member 5 (gene abca5). Gene Ontology annotation, cellular component: intracellular membrane-bounded organelle; membrane. The record is from RefSeq and is a predicted model, not a curated record. The coding region runs from base 154 to 5202 and encodes 1682 amino acids. Gene Ontology annotation, biological process: lipid transport; transmembrane transport. Lineage: Eukaryota; Metazoa; Chordata; Actinopteri; Cyprinodontiformes; Goodeidae. Gene Ontology annotation, molecular function: ABC-type transporter activity; lipid carrier activity; ATP hydrolysis activity. The transcript is spliced from 38 exons.
UUGGAGCAGCGCCAGGGUUUUCUUGGGAAUUGUAGUUGACAGCAGGAACCAGAAACGGUCCAAACGAGAGCCUUUUUAGGCGUUUACGUGACAUAAAAUUCAAAUUUUAAAUGUCAGGUGGUUCAGUCAAACGCUGAAGAAGGAUAUGCCUUAAUGUAUUUCAUACCUGAGGCCAGCCUUAGCAGCACAUCCCGUCCGAACGUCAUCCAGAUGAGGAAUGCUGGCAGUAUGCAGCUGGUUUUUAGAAGAGAUGCCGGAGUUUGGCCCCAAACACGAAGCCUUCUCUACAAGAAUCUGCUCAUCAAAUGGAGGACCAAGCAGCAGAGCCUCCAGGAACUGAUCCUCCCUCUGCUGCUCCUGGGUCUCCUUAUUCUCAUCAGCACAUUGAACCCUCAUGUUUAUUAUGGAGGCAUCCACACAGUGGAUCUGGAGAAUGACAACUUCUUCCAGAACAUCAAAGGCCUGGGCUACACACCCAUCACUAACAUCACCAGUCACAUCAUGGAGGAUGUGGCCCAUUUAAUAAGUGUGCAGGAUCGUCUGGAGAUGUUUACCAGCGAGGAGGAUCUGGAGAACGCCAGCCUGUACGAACCGUCCAGCUACAUUGGAGUGGUGUUCUUAGACAGCGCCGCCACGUCUUACAGACUGCGCUUUCCACACAACAAGCUGCCCCUCCCCAGUGACUACACAGAGUCCAUUGCCAGCUGUUACAGCAGCUUGUUGAAAUGCCGAGCUGCAAAUUAUUGGCUCUCUGGUUUCACCCGCCUCCAGUCCCUAAUUGAUGCAGCUAUUAUUCAGAUGCAGACCAAACGGAUGGUGUGGAACGAGAUGGAUUUGAAGGUGGUAAUGAUGGGCCAGCCAGGCUCCGUGGAGGUGCACAAGUUUCCCCAUGCCCUUAUCUCCAUCUACCUGGUACUGGCCUUCACACCCUUCGUCACGUUCCUCAUAGUCAACGUGGCAGCUGAGAAGGAACAUCGCCUGAAAGACAUCAUGACCAUGAUGGGGCUGUAUGACACAGCCUUCUGGUUAUCAUGGGGCCUUCUGUAUGCUGCUCUGGUGACUGCCAUGUCGAUCCUGAUGGCCGUCAUCGCCACAUACACCGCACUCUUCCCUAACAGUGACUUCUUUGUCAUCUUUUUCCUCAUCUUCCUCUAUGGAAUAUCAUCUAUCUUUUUUUCCUUCAUGUUGACUCCAUUAUUUAAAAAGCCAAAGUUUGCCAGCACUGUGGGCUCCAUGCUGACGGUGGUGUUCGGCUGCAUGUCGUUGUUCACUGUCCUGAUGCGAGACUUCCCACAGCCACUGGUUUGGCUUCUCUGCCUGCUCUCUCCCAGUGCAUUCUCAAUUGGGAUUGCACAGGUGGUUUACCUGGAAGCACAGGGAGAUGGUGCUGUGUUUUCCUCCUUGACCAAUGGACCUCAUCCGCUCUAUGUUCCUCUGCUCAUGCUGAUUCUGGACUGCAUUCUUUACCUUCUGUUGGCUAUCUACUUAGACCAGGUGCUGCCUGGUGAGUUUGGGAUUAAGAGGUCCAUGCUGUACUUCCUGAAGCCAUCUUAUUGGUCCAAACACAGAAAGCGCUACGUUGAAGUGAGCUCAGUGUAUGAAGCCGAGGCGAACGGCGCUCCUGGUGGAGAUGAGUGUGUCGAGCCUGUUUCUCCGGAGUUCAGAGGGAAAGAAGCAAUCCGCAUCAGCAACAUCCGGAAAGUGUACAAAGACAAGGAGAACACAGUGGAGGCUCUGAGUGGCCUGACGUUUGACAUCUAUGAGGGUCAUAUCACAGCUCUGCUGGGACACAGCGGCGCUGGGAAGUCCACUUUGAUGAAUAUCCUGUGCGGCAUCUGCCCGCCCACCAAUGGCUCGGCAAAAAUAUACGGCUCCCCUGUGGCGGAGAUCGCAGAGGGCUCAGAGAUGAAGCAGCUGGUGGGAAUCUGCCCUCAAUUCAACAUCAUCUUUGAUGUUCUGACUGUGGAGGAGCACCUCAGGAUAUUUGCUGCCAUCAAAGGGAUCCCACCUGCAGACAUUAACGCUGAGGUUACCAGAGUGCUGAAGGACCUGGAUUUGGAGAAAAUUAUGACGGCUCAGGCUAAGAAUCUGAGUGGAGGCCAGAAGAGGAAACUUUCAGUGGGCAUCGCCAUCCUCGGAGAUCCUAAGAUUCUGCUCCUGGAUGAACCCACAGCAGGGAUGGACCCCUGCUCCAGACACCAGGUCUGGUCUCUGCUAAAGAGCCGGCAGGCGGGCCGAGUCAUUGUGCUCAGCACACACUACAUGGAUGAGGCGGACAUCCUCGCUGAUCGUAAAGCUGUGAUCUCUCAGGGACACCUGAAGUGCGUCGGGUCUUCUCUGUAUCUUAAGAUCAAGUGUGGCGUUGGAUAUCAUCUCAGGAUGUCGAUCAGUGAGGGAUGUGAUGCAGAAAAAGUUGCAUCGUUGAUGAAGCAGUACGUUCCCAAAGCAAAGCUGUCCCAACAGAACAAAGCAGAGCUGACUUUCACUCUGCCCUUUGAGAGCAUGAACACGUUUCCAGGCUUGUUCUCAGAGCUCGACUGUCAGACGCAGUUGGGGAUAAUUAACUACGGUGUUUCUAUGACUACGCUGGAAGAUGUUUUUCUGCGUUUGGAGUCAGAAGCUGAAGUGGAUCAAGCUGACUACAGCGUGUUUAACCAAGAGCAGGCAGAGGACGAAUGCGACAACGCCUCUCUGGACGACACGGAUCAGCGCCUCCUCACCUUCUCAGACAGCAAGUCUGAUGUGGUGUCCGGUCACACUCUGUGGCGACAGCAGUUCAGCACCGUGGCCUGGCUGCACAUGCUCAACAUGCGCAGGGAGUGGAAGGCCUUCGUUUACACUCUGGUCCUGUUCCUGCUGUUUGUUUCUGCGGUUCUCGUUGUGUCGCUGGUGACAGGAAAAAUCCAGAAUCACUCACAGGAACGCCAGUUUCUGCCUAUUUACCUUCUGAAAAGGAACGAAGUGCCUCACAAAUAUGCCACGAGCCUCCUGGUGAAGAACUCAUCUGACUCAGAAAUUUCCGACUUUAUCCACAACCUGGAAUCACAGGAUAUCAAAGUGGAACUGAUGGAACAGACGGACUACAUGGCUGCAGCUCCGCACAGCGCUGCCAUAAAUGUGACACGGUCCACCAAGGGUUUUAGCUUCAGCGUCGCUUUUAACAGCACCAAUGUUCACUCCUUGCCCAUGGUCGUCAAUAUUCUGAGCAACGCCCUCCUCAGAGGUCUGAAUGGAACGGGGCAGAUCCGAACCUGGACCAAACCGUUUGAUUAUCAAAUCCCGGAUGCAACGUCUUACGCUCUGGUCUAUAUAGAGGCCAUCAUGCUGGGAAUGCUGGCUGCUGGAAUGCCGGCAUAUUUCGCAAUGGAUCACACCCGAGAUCGUGAGAUAAAGUGUCGUUCAACGCUGCGGAUCUCUGGCCUGUUGCCAUCAGCCUACUGGAGCGGCCAGGCGGCCGUGGACAUCCCCUUAUACUACCUCAUCCUGUCUUUCAUGAGCCUCAUCCUGUUCUCCUUCCACUCUGAAAACCUGCCGACAACCAGCAACCUCACAGCUGUGGUCCUCUGCACGGUUGGCUUCGGCCCAGCCAUGAUCCUCUUCACGUAUGUUGUUUCUUUUGGAUUCACACGAGUGCAGAGCAACAGGGACUUCUUCUCUUUCAUCUCCAUGAUGGUGUGUGUGGUGUCGGCCUCCAUCGUUCAGUUGUCGCUUGUGAAUGACAACCCUGAGCUUACAAGAACUCUGCAUAAUGCCUUAUGUCUCUUCAACCCCCUGUAUCCUCUGAUGGGUUGCCUCAACUGCAUCACCAAGGCAACAUUCUUUCCUGUUCUGUACGAGGAGAACUUCUUGUGGAAAAGUCUGCUCAUUUCUGUUGUAGCUCCUUAUCUGCAGUGCAUCCUUCUGCUUUUCCUGCUCCGAUGGCUGGAGAUCCGAUACGGAGGAAGGGCGAUGAAGAACGAUCAGUUCUGCAGGAUCUCAACCAAGUCAAAGCCCAAACUGGAGCGGAUCCCAGAGGACGGUCUGAAUGAAGAUGAGGACGUUCAGAUGGAGAAGGCCAGAGUGAAGGAGGCGCUCACUUGUCAGGCUUGUGAGGAGAAACCUGUUGUGGUUGUUAGUAACCUGAGGAAGCGGUACCGAGGCAGGAACGAAAGCUUUUCUUUCACCAAGAAGACUAAAGUAGCAACAAAGAACAUUUCUUUCUGUGUUCGCAAAGGGGAGGUUCUCGGACUGUUGGGUCCCAACGGAGCAGGAAAGAGCACGGUCAUGCACAUGCUUUCAGGUGACACUGACCCCACAGCAGGCCAGAUCCUGAUGGGAGACUACAGCACUGAGUUCCAUCCGGUGGAAAAUCCUCUGGAACACGUCGGCUACUGUCCCCAGGUCAACCCUCUGUGGCCCCGGAUCACUCUGCAGGAACAUCUGGAGGUCUACGCUGCCAUCAAAGGUCUGAAGGGGCACGAGGUCCCGAGCAUCAUAAAACGAGUGUCGAAUGCGUUGGAGCUGAAAGAACAUCUAAAUAAACAGGCCAAGUGUCUGUCUGCAGGACUAAAACGGAAGCUGUGCUUCGCUCUGAGUAUGAUCGGGAAUCCUCAGAUUGUCUUGCUGGAUGAGCCGUCGUCAGGAAUGGAUCCCAAGUCUAAGCAGAGGAUGUGGCGGGCCAUGCGUGCUGCGUUCAGGAACCGCCAGCGCGGCGCCGUGCUCACCACCCACUACAUGGAGGAGGCCGAGGCCGUGUGUGACCGGGUUGCCAUCAUAAUUUCUGGCCAGCUCAGAUGCAUCGGCUCCAUCCAACACCUGAAAGCAAAAUACGGUCGGGGCUACAGUCUGGAGGUGAAAUUGAGGGAGGAGCUGACAGGACUCCAGCAGGUGGCGCUGCUGCACAAGGAGAUCCUCCGAAUCUUUCCCCACGCUGUCCGACAGGAGAGCUUCACCACUAUGAUGGUUUAUAAGAUCCCCAUGGAGGACGUCAAGUCGCUGGCCCAUUCUUUCUCCCAGUUAGAGAGCGCCAAACAAACCUUCAACUUUGAGGACUACAACUUCUCCCAGUCAACACUGGAGCAGGUGUUCCUGGAGUUUGCCAAGGAGCAGGAAAAUGACGAGGAUGAGGUGGGACCCCUUAGCACGACCUUCCAGUGGCAGCGCCUGCGGCAAGACGGCUCCGUCUCCGUCAACCAUGCAGACAGCAUCGUGCACCAGCUCUGAACUCACGCGAGAUCGAGCGCUUGCUACGCGCUCUCUGAAAGUCUCUAAGGGCCGGCGGACUGGGCGUGGCUGCACAGCGUGGACGUGUGCAUGUGUUUAAUCUUCGUCCACCUUUGCUCCGUGUUCUCGUAAUCACACCUACCCAGGUCCUUCCUCGGCAUGCUAAAGCCACAUUUCCUUCUCUUCCUCCUGACAUCUUUGUUCUUCACAGGGAUUUAUUUUCUUGGGAUAAAUUCAGAUAUUUUGGAUCUCUGGUCAGGUGGCCUGUUGGAUCGUAUCUUUACAUGUUUUUAUUUGCUGCGUUUGUGAAAAUGAAAACUUAGAUUAAUCUGUGAUCGAACCAAAGCAGCACAUCUCUGAAACCUUUAGCACCUCAUCACAGACAUUACUGCUGCAACCUUACUGAAUUCACCCGGAGGGGCGCUGCAGCUCCAUCAGCAUCCUGACUACGCAGGUCAAAGUGAGACUAAAGGGAACGUCGUUGAAUACCCACACCAGUACAUGUAGCACAGCGCCCUCUACCCUCAGGCUUGAAACACUGCAGCUGAUGGAGUGGGUCUUUUUGUUAUGAGUGGAUGUUUUACCUGAGAGAAGCAUUUUUAACUCUCUGACAACUCUUAGGAGUUCCUCACUUCCCGGUUCAUCACUUUGGUGCCAAUUUUCUUUACACAGAUGUUUGAUUUCUUCAGCUUUGCUCCUGUCUAUGUUGGUAAUGCUGUAAAUACUGACUCUGUGUCACUGCAGAUGUUUCUGCAGGAACUUGUACUCAUACAAGCAGGUGCAUCAUCGGUGCAAUACCUAUCAAGAAAUUGUAAUUUAUUUAUGGCAUUCAGGGGAAAGAUCAGCAGGUUAAAGGGAGAUUCCUUUUUGAACGGCAGAUUCUUGUCAGGUAAACCAUCCGUUUCUGUUUGUCAGUGUUGUUCCUUCUCAUCUCCAACAGAAUGAGUUUUUUUUAAUUAUUAUUGGGUUAUUUCACUCAAUCAGAAACAACAGACACUACAGAUGAAAUUUGGUUUAUCAAGUUGGACUUUUCACAUUUUAAAUGUUCCUCACAGGAAACUGUUUCCUCAGACAGUCAAACACUGAGGCUGCCUUCACUUUAACGUGUAUUAUUUGAUGUUUUCAUUCAUCUCAUUGUUAUUAUGAGAUUAAUGUGUUUGUUUAAAAUGUGGCCUACCAGAAAUCAUCCAUCCUCAUUGCACUUCUCCUGCUGCUCCCAGGCCAGCAGCAGCAACACUACAGGAAGACCAAAAUGUUUUCUCUUCUGUGGGAAGUGGAGCAGAUUUCUUUUUUUUUUUAGGUGUUGGUAUAUUUACACUGUUUCUGGGAAAGUUUAUAAUUUUUGUUUUAAAAUAUGCAAUCUUUGUAAAUUCUCUGUCGACUGACUUUCUUAUUUAAAGGGUGUGGUUUGUCCGUGUUGUGUUUGCUCUCAUGUCGUCUCUGUGUCGGUGAUGAAUUUUGUGGUCUCUAUUUAACCUUUUUAGGAAUAAUAAAUGUUUGAAAUAAAAAUUA